Haliotis rufescens (red abalone) is the source of this 3148-nucleotide messenger RNA. RefSeq names its product UDP-glucuronosyltransferase 1A8-like. The coding region runs from base 581 to 2182 and encodes 533 amino acids. The record is from RefSeq and is a predicted model, not a curated record. Lineage: Eukaryota; Metazoa; Mollusca; Gastropoda; Lepetellida; Haliotidae. Gene Ontology annotation, molecular function: UDP-glycosyltransferase activity. The transcript is spliced from 3 exons.
CGGGAGAGGCUUGCGCAAUGUAUGUGAACCAAGCAUAUAUUUGUCGACGCCUACGACCUGACAUUCACAAAAUGUAAUAUUAAUGUUAGGUAAUGUACAGGAACGCGUCCGAGCAACGACGUUGUGAGCUACACCGUGACGAAUAUAAAUCUACAUCCAACAUACUGUCCGCGCUUAGCACAGCCUAUUUCGAAGCUAUUGUAUAAUCUGUGAUAAGCGUUGCGAUGUACUAUAAACAUGACUAUCCGAUCUACUUCUCUCACCGACUUUUGUUGAAAAGUCGGUCACAUUUCGAGGUGUACACACGGCGCAAACUAUACCUUCUAAAUGCAGACGUGGCAAGCUGGACUCGGUCAAUAGCAAGGUAUUUUGUGGUGUAGUUCGUGCGAGCAAUGUCACCACAAUACGCCACUGCCAAACAAGAGGAGGAGUUAGUGGGAUUCAAUCGCAGCGGGGAAACAUAUUCCGCAUCCACACGUAAUGAUGGAAUUGGAAACACAACCACUGCUGGAACACUCAAGAUAAGAAUACAGAGCAAGCACCUCCGGAAAAGCAGCGGCAUUGAUAACAUUAGUUUGCUAUGGCGAGCGGAAUCACAAUCACGACCAUUUUGAAAGUGCUUUUUCUCUGUGAGAUCUCCAUGACAGAUUGUGCCAAGAUCUUGUACCUCCCGUUCCCUCUCUACAGUCACAUUCAGACAGUCACGUGGCUCAGGGAUGACCUAAAAGAUUUCGGCCAUGACCUGUGGAUUGCAUACCCGGAUGUGUUAGCACCCCGAGGAAUUCUCAACGAUCCUAGUUUCAACUUCAUCAAGUAUGACAGCCUUGGGGAUGUGGACCCGGACAAAUACUACAUCAAACCAGCUGUGGAUUUUUACCUCGACCCUGAUAACUUCAGAAGUAUAACGACUGGCAUCUUCCAUCUUGUUAACCGAGCUCUCAGAUACGUCGACCCCACUCAUCCUCCAAUCGAUAUGUUUAAAAGCGCAAACGUAAUGAAUGAGCUUGUGUUAAGAGAUGCCAAGUUACUGGACACUAUAAAGAGUCAUAACUUCGACCUGUUGUUAGUGGACGGGACUGUUGGUAUGCCAUACGCAAUCAUUGCUUACAAACUUGAUAUUCCCUUCUGUUUCAUUGGGCCCUUUUACGACUCCUGGAGAACAGGUGCCCCUACAUACCCCUCCUUCUCUCCCAUAAUAGGACUCGGCGCAUCCGAUACUAUGGGUUUCAAGGACCGUGUUGUUAGCACGUUGCAACACAUUCUACUGAUGGUAGCGAACCCUCUUAUGGCCGAAUCUAUGGUGUCCCUUUACGCUUCUGAGAAACCGUAUAUUUCCCUGACGAACCUGGUGAGCAAGGCCGAGUUGUGGUUGGUUGAACAAGACACAGUGUUAGAUUUUCCAAGAUCAGCCAUGCCCAAUACUAAGUUUGUUGGCGGUCUGUCAGUUCACAACUCUAAGCCGUUACAAGGACGCUUCAAGACUUUCUACGAAAAUGCCACCACCGGGGUUGUUGUGGUGUCGUUUGGUGGGAGUGUGAAAGCGUUACCGAAACAAUUUGAGGAUAAACUCGUUCGUGCCUUUACAUUAACCAAAUAUUCUUUCGUGUGGAGAUCCAAUAUCACCUCAUCGAUUGGAAAAAACCUUCUUGUAUCUGACUGGAUACCUCAAAAUGACCUUUUGGGUCAAUCAAAAACAAAGCUGUUCAUUACCCAUUGUGGAGCGUAUAGUCAAUAUGAAAGUAUCUAUCAUGGCGUGCCUAUGAUUGGGAUGCCUGUCUAUGCUGAACAACAUUACAAUAGUAGAAGAAUGGCGUGGAAGAAGUAUGGACUUGCUAUGGAUUUUCAUAAAAAUUCUGCUGAAGAACUGGCUCAAGCAAUAAUAACUGUGAUUGACUCCCCAAUAUACAAGGAAAACGUUGUCAAAGCUUCGAUGAUAUUUAGAGACAAGACUCUUACACCACGACAGGAGGCAGCGUACUGGAUAGAUCACGUGAUCAAAUAUGGCGGCAGCUAUUUCCGGUCAGCUGGCCUUGACCUUACAUGGUAUCAGUUCAUGUGUGUCGACGUAUUAAGCUUCAUUGUUGCGAUGAUGAUGGUGUUCCUAUAUUCCUCAUACAAAUCUGUGAUUUAUAUAGCAAAUUUCUUCUUUAAAGUAUGCAAACAUAAGACGAAAGUCGAAUAAUAUUUAAUCAAGUAAUACUGAAUUUAAACCGUCCCAGUGAACUUUGUCGCGCUGUUUGCAUUUUUGUUUGAGUUUUGACAUGUAGUAGUAUCAAAGUGCUUUUUUUCGAACAUAUUUCCUAUUUCGGAAAAAUACAUUGAACAGAUUUAUUACCACGUGUAAGGCGAGUUUCUCUCAUUAUUGAUGCCAUGAUCUUUCAUAACGUAUUGCUUAUUUAAUUUUCUAGGCUUAUUUAUCAAUGUUUAUGUAAAUAUUUAUAUCAUUUAAUGUAUUAGUGGCGUCCGUCAAGAAUGUAUCUUUGGUCGUUAGUUAUUUACAUCUUUCAACAAUCAGCUUAUGUUAAUGAUAGACCAGAAGGGUUUAUAUGAAGGCUGAAGGGGCUUCAUCUGUUAAACAUUUGGGAUUAGAAGUCCCUCCAUAAAUGAAAUAUUCUUAAAAAAAUUGGAAUCAGACCUUUUUCUACCAGUGUUGUCAUCAAAUGAGUAGUGGCGUUGUCUGGGUCAUCAAAGAUAUAUUAUCCGUUUCAAAAGAACAAAAGUAUCCUUAGUAUUUAGAAGAAUGCUUCAAGUGAAAACAUUCAAAUAUGUGGAAUCUUCGAAGGGACGUUGUCGCGUUGUCGCCCUUACGAAAACAAGAAAAUAGCAAAAUCGUGGCAAUGGCACAAUUCGACAUUCGAAUCAUUUGUCGCGUUGUCGCGCUUUGAAUAAAUUUUUUGACUUUUACAAAAGGGCAACAAUGCGACAUUUUUCAAGUUCAAAAUAAGUCGCGUUGCUACGCUAUAAUUUAUUUUGACACUUUGCUUGGUUUUUAAGGGCGACAACGCGACAAGGUUCAUUCUAGGAUUCCAUACACAUCAUGUAUCAGAAUUAUGUUACUCAAGCACUAUCACGUUUAUCACCAUCAAGCACAGACUUUCCAGUGUAACUGGUGGACCAGCGUCUCGUAAAUAAAAGCAAUCAAACCCUU